Messenger RNA from Debaryomyces fabryi, 609 nucleotides. RefSeq lists its product as uncharacterized. Gene Ontology annotation, biological process: peptidyl-lysine monomethylation; peptidyl-lysine dimethylation. Gene Ontology annotation, molecular function: protein-lysine N-methyltransferase activity. Bases 1 to 609 code for a protein of 202 amino acids. Lineage: Eukaryota; Fungi; Ascomycota; Pichiomycetes; Serinales; Debaryomycetaceae. The transcript has a single exon. Gene Ontology annotation, cellular component: cytoplasm. The record is from RefSeq and is a predicted model, not a curated record.
AUGAUACAAUUUCUUAUUGAUAAAAUAAAUGAAGAAGAAUUACCAUUUGGAAAACCUGAAAAUAUCAAAAUUGUGGAUUUAGGAACUGGUAAUGGACACCUUUUAUUUCAAUUGCAUGAAGAUAUUUUAGAGGAAUGUGCUUAUCAAGAUGAGAUAAAGUUUGACUUUAAAGGAAUUGAUUAUUCCCCUGACUCAGUGGAAUUUGCUAUUAAAAUUGCGGAGCAGAAAUAUCCUCAGGCCGCAUUUCAAUUCGAACAAGUGGAUUUGUUAACAAAGGAGAAUAAAUUUUUGUUAACCAAUUCAUCCCAAUUCGAUAUAUUAUUGGACAAAGGUACGUUGGAUGCCAUAGCACUUAAUCAAAAUGUUAUUCCAGAAUUCGACAAUAAAAUCGGCAUGGAUAUUUAUGCAUCCCAAGUAUCGCAAUUGAUGCAUGAAAAUUCGAUUUUGUUGAUAACUUCUUGCAAUUUUACUGAAUCAGAAUUAAUAAAAAUAAUAACGCAGGAUAAGUCUAAUUGCUUGACUGUAUGGAGCAAGAUAGAAUAUCCUAGUUUCCAAUUUGGGGGUGUCAAAGGGUCUACUAUUUGCAGCAUCGCAUUUAUCAAAAAUUGA